This is a messenger RNA of Erpetoichthys calabaricus (reedfish), 1306 nucleotides long. RefSeq names its product sperm-tail PG-rich repeat containing 2 (gene stpg2). The transcript has 10 exons. Bases 116 to 1306 code for a protein of 396 amino acids. Lineage: Eukaryota; Metazoa; Chordata; Cladistia; Polypteriformes; Polypteridae. The record is from RefSeq and is a predicted model, not a curated record.
UCUCAAGCUGUAGCCUUCAGUGACCGUCAGGCGCUCUACAGACAAAACAGGUUUUGGUUUCUAAUUUUACCUAAGUACAAUUUAACACAUAUAUUUAUAUAUAAAAUAUAAAGAUAUGCACAGCAGAGCUCCCAGAGUAACAGUUUGUCAUACAGGAAGCACAGACCCUACUGUUGGACCGGGGUCCUAUGAUGUUACUCACGUGGAAAGUGAGAAUUUGGGAUACAAUGCUCCAUUUCUGUCAAUGUCAAGUAGGAUUACUGUUUUUGAUAUUUCAAAGGAUGUUGGUGCUGCUCCUGGACCAGGUCAAUACAAUGACACAUUGCAAAAGGUGCACAUUUUGGGUGGAAGGAGCCUUCAAAAUAAAUCAAAAAGAUUCAUUGAGAAUUUUCAAGAUACUCCAGGACCAGGAUCAUAUGAUAUCAUUAGUUAUUUAAACUCCAAUGAGGAAAAAAAGACUAAAUGGAGGGUUACAUCAAGCCAAAUACAUUAUUUCAGAAAAUCUGACAUACCUUCAAUUCCUUCUCCUGGACAAGCUUAUGGAUAUGAAGAAAACAGUGAGGGAAUUCUCUGCAAACAGCCACCACCACACAAAGAUAUACAGCCUACUCCCGCUUUCAACAAAGCUGAAUCCUAUGCAACGCAGAAAUACAAAGGGAUACAUUUUGGAAAACUAACUGCACAACGAAGUUAUAUAAAUAUAAAAGAAGGUCCAGGACCAGGGCAAUAUGAUCUAAGAAAAAAUAAUACAGUUCAUUAUGAAAAUGUCAAUAUGAAACAAGAAGAAAAGUCAAAACAAGGCUCUUUUAUCCCAAGGCAUAUUGAAGCAGUUGUACUACAAGAAAAAAAAAAGGAUAUUCCUGGCCCUGGAAGUUAUGAAAUAAAGAGUCUUUUUGAAAAGAUUCCUGGUACUAAAAACACUCCAUUUCUUUCACAAGCUCAGAGAUUCUCACCAUUUAAAUUAAUCACACCAGCGCCAGGCUCUUACAAUGACCCUCGUACAGCUUUUGAACAUCUGUCCAAGAUAUCAAGUGUGAAGAGAAGUCCUUUUGGGCAAACUGCAGUUCGUUUUGUACCAGAUUUCAGAAGGUCAAUGACACCAGGUCCUGGUUCUUAUAAUAUAUUUGACUAUGGUAUAGCACAAGAUUGUAAUAAAAAAAUAUACUCAAAAAGAGCUAGAAAUGGAGGAUUUGGAUCUAGCUCCAUUAGGAGUUCCAACUACACAAAAAAUCAAAAUGAUCUGACUGCGUGCACAGAAGUUGAUAACAUUGCAACAGUACCAGGAGCUAUCAAGGAGAUACUUUGA